Messenger RNA from Pseudocercospora fijiensis CIRAD86, 432 nucleotides. RefSeq lists its product as uncharacterized. The transcript is spliced from 3 exons. The coding region runs from base 1 to 432 and encodes 143 amino acids. Lineage: Eukaryota; Fungi; Ascomycota; Dothideomycetes; Mycosphaerellales; Mycosphaerellaceae. The record is from RefSeq and is a predicted model, not a curated record.
AUGGCAAAAGAGAUUUCUUCCACCGUUUCCGAAGCUGCCCAGCAGCAGAUCGCCGACACACUUGUAGCAGCUUCUUUCAUCCUACACUCCGGCGGUAAGGCCGUCACGGACUUCGCAAAGACUGUGGUCGGCGACUCAAAGGUCGAUUCUUCUAUCGAAGAUCGCAAGGCAGACGAAAAGAUGAUUGGAACCAAUGGCGCGUUUGGCGAAGGUGGAGCUUGCACUUCCCUUGCCAGGGCCUAUGCCAUGUUGCUGGAUCAAGGUGAGAGCGAAAAUGCGGAGGAGCUGAAGAGAAUUGCUUUGGGUCGCUUCUUGAAGGAUCAGUUCACGGGUGAGGUCGACAAGGCCACCGAGCUCAUGUCCGACACGAUCUCAACCUGCGAGUGGCAAGAAGGCAUCAGUCGAGGGUUCCGCCGCCUCUCCCACCCGUGA